Messenger RNA from Piliocolobus tephrosceles (Ugandan red Colobus), 6009 nucleotides. It is a transcript of the gene DIRAS2, whose product is annotated as DIRAS family GTPase 2. Gene Ontology annotation, cellular component: membrane. Gene Ontology annotation, molecular function: GTP binding; GTPase activity. NCBI's taxonomy places the organism in Eukaryota, Metazoa, Chordata, Mammalia, Primates, Cercopithecidae. Bases 2015 to 2614 code for a protein of 199 amino acids. Gene Ontology annotation, biological process: signal transduction. The record is from RefSeq and is a predicted model, not a curated record. The transcript has 9 exons.
AGUAAUUAUGCUAAAUGUUAGUAGUGGUUCAGAAAGUUUGGUGUUUGAAUGCAACUGCUGUUUCUUUCUGUAGUAAAAGAUUUGUCUAAGCUUAUAAGACGUCUGGGACAUUUCUACUUUGAGUAACUAUGAUAAACACCGCGGCAUUUUCCAGUGGAUUCGUGUAAAUGGCCAAACGAACAUGUUCUAGCUCCAAGAUCGAAUUCCUCGCGCUGUGCCUGAGCCCAGUCUCGCGUCUCCCGAGGGCCGGGCCGCAACCGCACUUUCGGCGCUCCCUGGUGGGCUGGGCGCCCUGGGGUUCCCGGAUCACCUUCCGCACCGUCUGACCUCUGCCCCUCCGCCCAGGCCCGAGCACUUCUCUCCCGGCGCAGCUUCUGGAUCCCGAGCGCCGGCAGGUUCAGGAGCGAAGCUGGCGGAACCCACCUGUAUUUAUUCACAUGGUUUAACACUUUUACCUCCGCCGGUGAAGGCCCUGCGGGCACCGACCCGGUGUGACUGGGUACACAAGAAAGGCAGAACAAGGCAUGAACGCCGCGCGUCGUCCCCCGUAACCUCCUCUCCUCACCAGAAGUCCCGACCGGAGAGCGGACGCGGCCACACCUACCUGCGCCAGGUGAGGCGAGGGCGGGCUCAGCGCGGGGCCCCCAGCUCCUCCUCGCUCUCCCGCCGCCGGGUGGCCUCAGCCGCCGGGCCCGCGGCGCUUCCUCAUUUUCGGCAACUUCCUUAACGCGCCGGGGCAGGCGCCCCGCACUUCCUCCCGGUGUCGCGCCCCGCCGCCCGGCCCGCCCUGCUGACCGCGCCCAUGCGCCGGGAGCUGGGCGGGCACGGGCUGGAGCGCCGGGCGAGGCCCGCGGAAUCGGCCCAGGCGGCGGCGGGAGCGGAGGAGCCCAGGCGGGGCGCGGCGCUCUCCUCCCUCAGGGUCUAAGAUAUUAACUCCCUCAACCAUUUGCCAAUCAGAAAAUCUUUGAAUCUGCUUAUGACCUGGAAGCCCCUGCUUUCCAGACUGAACCAAGGCCAGAAGUCUGACAAGAGUCUCAUGUGAUUAAAAUUAAGAUGCUGGCAGGGGCGCAUUCCUCUCUGGAGUCUCUAGAGGAAAAUUCAUUUUCCUGCUCACCCCAGCUUCUGGAGGCUGCCUGCUUUUAUUGACUCAUUGCACGUUCUUCAUCCUCAAAGCCAGCAACGGUGCUGCAUCCUUAUCACAUCAGAUCACUCUAACGCUGACCCUCCUGCUGACCUCUUUCCUUUCUAAGGACACUGGACUUCCCUGGAUAUUUCAGGAUAAUCUCUCUAUUUUAAGUGCACAGCCUAGAACUUCCAGAACUAACAACUGUUGAAAAACAGUGUGAGAGUGGACAUCCUUACCUUGUUCCUGAUCUUGGUACCUGGCCUCAGACACUGCACCCAGUCCCUCCCAUCAGAUGCUAUUGCUGAAAGCAACGGGUAUUCGUAAGACAUCGCUGGCAUUUCCAAGCGGCUCCUUCGAUUGGCUUUUUCCCUCCAUUUGGCCAUGCUGCACCUUUUGUGACCCACAUGAUGAGAUGACUAAGGCUUGAGAAGUUAAGCAAAUUUCCCAGGUCACACAGCUGGCUCGUGGUGAAGCUGGGCUUUCUCUCCUGGAUACUGCAGUGCAGUAUAUUUCCACCAGGUAAAGUAAGCUUUUCGAGAUCCACUAACUGAGGAUAAUCAAACCUUCCAUGAUCUGGAACCUGGAGACUGAGCCUUCUAAAACUGACAUCAGAGGAAAACUGCUCUUGAACCUCACUGGAAGGGCCUACACCAAGUCCUUCUCACCACCUACACUACAGUGAAGCUUCAGGGCCUUGGAUCUCAGGUCUAUGUCUCACAACUCAAAAGGGCUCCUUCAAACUCCUGGAACAUAUACCUGUUGGAGACUUUAAGGCUGUACAGGAAGCAUGGUGCCAGCAUCUGCUUGGCUUCUGGUGACAGCCACAGGCUAUUUCCAUACUCACGGUGGCAGGUGCCUCCUGGCUGAUAGUUGGAGCUCUCCAGCAACAUGCCUGAGCAGAGCAACGAUUACCGGGUGGCCGUGUUUGGGGCUGGCGGUGUUGGCAAGAGCUCCCUGGUGUUGAGGUUUGUGAAAGGCACAUUCCGGGAGAGCUACAUCCCGACGGUGGAAGACACCUACCGGCAAGUGAUCAGCUGCGACAAGAGCAUAUGCACAUUGCAGAUCACCGACACGACGGGGAGCCACCAGUUCCCUGCCAUGCAGCGGCUGUCCAUCUCCAAAGGGCACGCCUUCAUCCUGGUGUACUCCAUUACCAGCCGGCAGUCCUUGGAGGAGCUCAAGCCCAUCUACGAACAAAUCUGCGAGAUCAAAGGGGACGUGGAGAGCAUCCCCAUCAUGCUGGUGGGGAACAAGUGUGACGAGAGCCCCAGCCGCGAGGUGCAGAGCAGCGAGGCGGAGGCCUUGGCCCGCACAUGGAAGUGCGCCUUCAUGGAGACCUCAGCCAAGCUCAACCAUAACGUGAAGGAGCUUUUCCAGGAGCUGCUCAACCUGGAGAAGCGCAGGACCGUGAGUCUCCAGAUCGACGGGAAAAAGAGCAAGCAGCAGAAGAGGAAAGAGAAGCUCAAAGGCAAGUGCGUGAUCAUGUGAAGGCCCUUCCUGCGGGAGGAGCAGCCGUGUGUCCCCGGCACCUCACUCCCCCCAAGUGACACCCACCGUCGUCAGGGUAGCAUGUACAAUGCCCACGUGUUAAACAUUGCAUUUAAUCGAGAUGCGCCUUGUAGUCUUUAAGAGGGCGUUCCACACCACCAACAGUAAGCCACCCCCUCUGGAGUCACAGGAUCUGCCAGGCGGUUCAAGUGAAAACCAAUACGCUCAGCAUCCCCGGGAUCUGAGAGCUGCCAGCAAUUUCUGAAGAUGGCGAUGAACACCCGAAGGUGGGAGGGAGGACUGGUACCCACAAAGCAACAUGUACCGAGAGGACUAAAUGUCGUCUACGUGCAUGUGAGAGCCUGUUAACCCAGAGCUACCCGCACCAACCCCAGACAGAAUCCAAUCACAUCUUUGGGGGAGGGGAGGGGCAGGAAGAGGGGAGAAGAUCAGAUGGUCCAAAGUGGACCACAGUUGGUCCAUUUCACACAUUUUUAAAGGGGAUUAAAAACCACAGCCUCUCCCCUAAAGGGUGUUCAUUCUUAAUUCCCACCUGGCCAGUUAGGAGCCUUGCUACCCUGAGGGCAUGUGUUCACCUCACUAGACCUAGUUAGGAAGUAUCAUUUUAACGUACUAGAGUAUUUAUCUUCAUGUGCAGGGUAAGUGCACUAAUAGUGUGCUGCUCUGUCAGAAGUUCUUCAGUUUUUAAGUGAGGAUAUCGUGACAGUAUUAAAAUAUCGCAAUAAUGUUCCUGUGUGUUAUACAUCGAGGGUUUUAGAAAUGUGAUUUUCUUCUUUUGACCUGUGAGGAGUGUAACUUCUUUCAGCCCUCAGAUUUUAAACAUAAGCAAAUAAACUCGGUAUUUUUAGACGUUUUUUUCCUCCAAGGUGGUUUUCUUCUCUCAAAUAACUCAAUCUGUACCCAGCUGGGUAGCAGCCAGCAAAGGCCAUCAGACAACCUGAAGCACAUCCAUUUUUGUAGUGUCACAAACAUGUAUAUGCCACACUUUGCACCUUAAUGAAAUACUUUGAAACAGAAGUUAUUCACUGUGUUUUUGAUGAUCUAUCUAUAUUGGAAAUAUAUUCCUGGAAAAUGCAUUUAAGUAAUAGUAAAUUCUCCUGCAUGUUCCAUUAGACAUGUCUUCUAAGAGCUGUUCGAUACAGUAUUCACUCUAGAAACAAUUAUCUUUUUCUCCUAAUGAUUUUGUGUGCAUCUUUAAUCUUUCAAGCCAAAUUACAGCCAUUUCAGGUUUCUGUGUUAGCUUGGGGAUAGGAUGGUGGCUGGAGACAGGCAGGCUGCUCUGCCCUGGGAAGAGCCCACUCAGCUUAAUUGCUCUGCCAUCGUGGAGCCUGGUUGGACUUGGCUUCCUGAAAACUCCCACUGAUAGUGCCUGUUAGAUCUCCUGUUUGUUUCAGUUGGCAGAACAUUUACUGGCCCCAACUGUGGCAUCAUCCUCUCAGCAAUCUUCCUGUCACCCGCCUGGCAGGCAGAAGAAGCUGCAGUCCCACGUGGGCCUGCCUGGGGGGUGGGGGCUGCCUGGCUGUUGGGUGGCAGUGCCAGCACAGGCAGGGCUUAAGUUGGGGAUGUUUGACUGUGCCGCCUCCUGCAGCUGCUGUUUCUCCUGUCCGUCCUGUGCAGGGCUUGCAGCAGCAGCAAUGUGGCCAUCUCCAUCCCCCAAAGCGCACUUGCUCUCUCAAUAUGUCCUAGUUUUCUUUAGCCUUUUCUGGUUCAGUUCCCUUGUCCUGAUCUCAUCCUCUCUGGUCUCCCAAUAACUCACCCUUGGGAUGUGUUUAGUGCGUGGGAGGUGCUUUUGAGAACUGCUUGACUCCAUGGUCUCCUAGAACAAAACCGCCCUGACUUUACAGGGGGAGCACUCACGCUGAGCUGAGAAAGCAGAGAAGUGGACUGGGAGCCAGCUGGGGGUGCAGAGCAUUUGGGCCAGCCCUGUGCCCCGCUUCAAAUUCCUCAAGCAGGGUUGUUCUGUUCUAGAAAGCUGUUGCACAGCAUUCGCAAUGAGAUCUUUAGUUGGCGGAUUUUCUGGAACAUUUGUUUUUCAACUUGUCCUGACAUUUUUUUCUGUUUCUAUUCUGAGAGAGAGAUGAUGAAGUUUUAAUUUGGGUAUAGGUUAAAUGGAAGAAGAAACAGAACUUCAUGGCCGAAAUGGGGUGUAUAGAUUUUGAGUGGGUUCUUUGCUAACAGUAGAAUGUGAUAUUCACCACUGACUGUAGUGUUAAUAAAGCUUUUAAUGUGAGAUAUCCCUACAAACUAUCCCAUUUCUACUGAUUGUAAGUCAGAAUUUCUUUUAUCCCUUUCAAAUCAGUUUCUACAUGUUUAAGUGUUUAGGGCUUCAUCAGCAUGAGAAGUUUAUAAUUACUGAAAAUCUGAUUUCAUUCAGGACACGUUUUUUUUUCCUUCAUAUUUUGCCUGUGAAUUUAUAGGCUAGAAAGGCUAUUGAAGCUUCAAUUAUGGGUCUUCAUUUUGAGAUCAUUUUCUAUGAGCUGAACUGAGGAUAUCGAUGGUUAUCUCAAAAUCAUCUUUUAGGAGCUCCCCAAUUGACUCAGGGUUUGAGGAGUUAGUAUCACAGAAUCAGAUUUUUUUUUAAGCAUUUGUAUGUUUCCAUUCCCAAAUAUGUAGCUGUGGUUCUUGAAAACACCUCCUACAUUGCAUAUGGGCACAGCAGUUUUUGACCCAGCCAGAAUCAGUUAAUAUUUAAUUAAAUAUUGCUUUGAGGAUGGCGCCCUGGGCAUGAGCAUGGGGCUCCACGACUUCCCUUCUGUCGCCACGAGCCCCUCCUCCAUCCAGCGACAAGCCAUGGGCAUGCAUACGAUGCAGCAAGACCAACACAAGAGCAAUAUUGAAUUGUUCAUUCUAUCUAAAAUUACAUGUAUAUAAAACAUAUAAUUUAUCUUCCUGCAUUUUUGAAGUAUAAAGUCAUAAAUUGUACAUAUCUAUAAGCUAGUAUAUUUGUUUCACUGUUUGUAAUAUUUAAGAAAUGCUCAUUCUUUGUAGAAAAAUGUAUUAAAUAUUUUAAAAAUUGCUCUGUGAUACUUAAUUUUUUUCCCCUAAAUUUGUAAUGUGUUGCUUCUACGUAAGUUCUCUGAAAAUAUCUACAACUAAUAGGACACAUGGAAAUCCUUGAAGACACACCCUGGAAUUCAGUACCCCCCAAGGACAGUGUGUAUACAAAGUAUUUGCAGAGCAUGACUUUUAUAUGUGUGGGAUAUCAAUGUGUAUAUUUAUAUUUAAAGUGUAUUUAUUGUUACAAGUCUAUUCUCUAUUAUAUUUUAUUUACUCUGCGGUUAUAAAAAUCACCCUUGCAUACAAGUUUCUAGUUGCCAGUGAUGUUCUGGAAAUCAUGGGACAUACUACAAUAAAGUUACAGUUAUGACACUCUG